Molecule: messenger RNA, 1605 nt
Organism: Theobroma cacao (cacao)
Lineage: Eukaryota; Viridiplantae; Streptophyta; Magnoliopsida; Malvales; Malvaceae
Source: RefSeq, a predicted model, not a curated record
UUGGCUUGGUAUUCUAUUCAAACCUACUUUUCUUCGUUUUCUUCCCCCAUCUUUUCCCUCCUCACUCUGCAUCUUUAAUUUUUGAGGACAAUAACUCCUUAUUCUUCAAGAGCAGUUUUGGUUCACGCCUCUAUUGUCACUCUCGCUUUUUGUGUGUUCCUCAAUCUUGACAACUGCUGUUUAUUGGCCUGAAGACAAAUCUUUGAAUGCUGGAGAGUGGAGAAGAGACAAGGUACUAUGGGCUGUAGCAACAAAGAUCAGGUGGUUUCACAUGCAGGAUCUAAGGACAUGAUGGAAAGUGAACACAAAGAAUCCCCUUUUGCAUCGAUACCAAAAUCACCCAUACAAAGUAGCAGACCAAGCAGCAUGGUUGUCAAGAAAGCACAUACUGUUAUUCCAGCGCAUAUCGUAGCUGAGGCCAUAUCAACACUCCACGGUCUUGAUCUCAGAUGGUCAGGUCCCAUCACAAACACUGAAAGGGUAUAUGUUGAACAGUAUGUCUUGGCAAAAUACCCACAGUAUGCAGGACAAGUUGAAAUAGAAAAUAUGGAUCUCUCUAGUCUUUGUAUCAAUGAGGAGUCCUCUGAGCCUGCACCUGAUGAUAAAAGAAAAUCACCUAAAAGUAAUUUUAGGGAGUCCUCCACACCUUCCUUUGGAAGCAAUCUUCCCGACCUGGACAGGAUCCAAUUGGAGGCAUCAAGACUGCUCGAUAUCCUGACCAAGAAAUCUUCCUUUCCUGGAAGUUUCAUUUCAAUUCCUGAAAUCCAGGCUCGAAACAAAGUUUUGAGGCACUGCGGGUUACGAGAUGAUGACUAUCUUGUUCUGUUUACUCCAAACUACAAGGAUGCGAUGAUGCUAGUAGGAGAAAGCUACCCUUUUUUCCGAGGGAACUUCUACAUGACAAUCAUUGGUGAAGAGAUGGAUUACAUACGGGAGUUUGCCAUUUAUAAGGAAGCAAAAGCGAUCCUGGCCCCUGAAUCAUGGUUGGAUCUGAGAAUCAAGGGAUCACAACUUAGCCAGUACUUUAGGAGGAAGUGUAAGCACAGCCCGAAGGGUUUGUUCUCUUAUCCAGCUGAUGUAAAUGGAAUGCGUUACUCGAUGCAUUGGAUUUCAGAAGCUCACAGGAAUUCAUGGCACGUUCUACUCGAUGCAACUGCCUUAGUUGUGGGACAGGAUCGACUGAAUCUUGCACUUCAUAGGCCUGACUUUGUUUUGUGUAGUCUGGAGAAUACACACGCUCAACCAUCAAGGAUAACUUGUCUUCUGGUCAGGAAGAAAUCUUUUGAUACUACGACAUCUUCAUCUCAGGUCACCGAGUGAAAAGCGGGAUUAGCUUAUGUGAAUACGUCAUAUGUUUAAAUUAGUUGAGCCAUAUCUAUACCUAUUUUGGACUUGGGAAAUUUCGAACAAAUAAAAGGAGUUGGGUCAGGGAUCAGGCAAAACCUGUCUAGUUGAUGCUCCCCAUAUAUGAAAUAACUAUGAUUGAAUUAUUGCAUGAAAGAUCACAAUUGUGGUAAGUUUCUAAACGUUGUUUAAAGCUUGGUUGCAGUUUCGGAUAUCAUUCCAAGAAGCAUUGAAUAUUAUUUUGGCUUCUCUUUCCAGUGU